GUACUGCGCAUGCGCCAGUCAUACUAGCUACGCUUCCCAGGCCCUGCAGUGUUCUCUCUAGCACCGCCCACAGGAGGAUUCUGUCUGUUCCCGACCAAACAGAGGCUAGGCCAGAGUGUCAGGAGGCCUGUCUGUGGAGAAGGUGAGAUGCGAUAAUGGCGGGAAGAGGAUGUGGACGGACCUGUAUGGUGCAGCACAUAAACCUGCACAUUAUUGAUUCCCUGAUGAUUCUGGGUUUUUGCUUAGUGCUUCCUUCAUCGUAAGCAGUUGUGUGCAAAAGGAUGGGUGCUGGAGUCAAGUGUGUGAUCACUGGAACCAACAUUAAAGCUCUUGGCCGUGCUAUUCACUCCUUAUCCCGGAUUGGGGAAGAGCUGUACUUUGAACCUUUGGAUGAGGGGCUAUGCCUGCGUUCGGUGAACUCCUCACGGUCGGCCUACGCCUGUUUUACCCUUACUCCGCUCUUCUUCCACACCUAUGAGGCAACUGGAGGGAGCUGCCAUUGUAAGCUGUUUAUGAAGUCAGUGUUGAGCGUCUUCCGGUCUCUACCUUCUCUAGAGAAGACUGUGGAGAAAUGUCUGAUCAAACUGAAUAUGGCCAGCAAUCGCCUAGUCAUCCAACUGUUAUGCAAAUAUGGAGUUAUGAAAACCCAUAACUUGUCAUAUCAAGACUGUGAAUCCCUACAAGCUGUGUAUAAUCCAGACAGCUGUCCCAAUGUACUUCAAGCACAAGCCAGACUCCUGUCAGAUGCAGUGGUGCACUUUCCGCUGACGCUUGCAGAGGUAACAUUGAUGGCAAGUCCAAGUGGAAAAGUCACACUCAGGAAUUAUGUGGAAGAGGAGACAGAUCCUAGUAAGACGAUGCUGACUGAACUAUCACUGAGCAGAGAAGAAUUCCUGGUUUUCCAGCUUAAAGACCAGAGGGAGAUUACUUUUUGUCUGCGCGAAUUCAGGGGUCUUUUAGGUUUUGCAGAGUCCUGUAGCCUUCCCAUAUCUAUACAUUUUGACAGCGCUGGCUGUCCGGUUGUAUUCAGUGUGGAUGACACCGUACUCGAGGCCCAUUUUGUUCUCGCCACUCUCUCAGAUGCAGAUUAUUCCUCACAGUCCCAGAACCACAGGCCUUGUCUACCAAAUGAUGAUGAUUUUCUGGGAGAUGACCUUGACUACAUGAUUGCUAUGGAAACCACUCUAGCUGAAGCCUCCUCACCGCCACGUAGUCCAACAUUCAGUCAUCCUCUCCCUGUACACGAAGAACAAGAAGGAGAGAGUGAAGAUGAGCAGGAGCAGGAGAUCCCAGGGACACCACCGAAUAAGAAGUUCCGGUCUUUGUUCUUUGACUCGGUUAUCCAAAAUUCUGGACGGACAGAGGAAGAAGUUCUUGCAGAAGACAGUGAUGGAUAAAGCAGCAAAUAUAACUUCAUCAAAUACUAUGAGCUGAUGGGAAGUCAGCAAUGUCCCGAGUCGGGGCUACAGAGCACUGCCCGUCCUCUACUGUAAUAAGCGGACAUAUUGUUAUGCUCAAGUAUGAACUCUACAAAGAAUAAUUUGGGUCAGUGCAAAGAAGCCUUUAUCUGCUACAGAUAUAUUUCCAAAGAGCAACAACAGGACUAUCACAGUUUAACUGUAAUGUAGGUGCUGGUCUUAAAGGGGUCACAGACCUAAGAUCGAAUCAAUGCCAAACUGUAAAUGUUUAUUAACGCUCCAGCAAUGUGGCAGGGCAGAAGGUAAUAUUUUGGAUCAGAAUGCAAAGGAGGCAAAAGUUUCCCUAUAACAACUUGACAAAAAGACUGCUCUGAUCCGAAAAGCUGUCUUCUGCUGUGUGAUGUCACUGGAGCCUCAAUAAAUGUGCACAAUUCAGCAUCAAUUCACGUGUGUGCUGUCGGGAUGUUUAGCAUUGUCUAGGCUCGGAAAACCAGAGACAACAAAAAUCGUCAUAACUGAUUAAGCAAUAGACAGAAAUUACAGAAUGAGGGGAAAGGUAUGAAAAUGCUUUGGUUUUGUAUUUUAUUUUUAGAAUAAAUCAUCUCUGGGGUAAAGCUGUCGUUUCUCGUAUUUCUUUUGCAUUACAAUCAGAGCCAUAAAUUCCAGAUAACUUGUCUUAGCGCUGGAGUACCCCUUUAAGUAAUAAUGAAACACCAGAUGGGUGAACAGGCCACAUAGAUGUCGGACGGCAAACGCAUU
Messenger RNA from Hyla sarda, 2177 nucleotides. RefSeq names its product RAD9 checkpoint clamp component A (gene RAD9A). Gene Ontology annotation, cellular component: checkpoint clamp complex. Bases 282 to 1397 code for a protein of 371 amino acids. NCBI's taxonomy places the organism in Eukaryota, Metazoa, Chordata, Amphibia, Anura, Hylidae. Gene Ontology annotation, biological process: mitotic intra-S DNA damage checkpoint signaling; DNA repair; cellular response to ionizing radiation. The transcript has 12 exons. The record is from RefSeq and is a predicted model, not a curated record.